This is a messenger RNA of Sinocyclocheilus anshuiensis, 5886 nucleotides long. Its product is annotated as histone-lysine N-methyltransferase SETD1B-A-like. The record is from RefSeq and is a predicted model, not a curated record. The transcript has 18 exons. Gene Ontology annotation, molecular function: RNA binding; protein binding; histone H3K4 methyltransferase activity. The coding region runs from base 1 to 5661 and encodes 1886 amino acids. Gene Ontology annotation, cellular component: Set1C/COMPASS complex. Lineage: Eukaryota; Metazoa; Chordata; Actinopteri; Cypriniformes; Cyprinidae.
AUGUACGAAAGCGUCGAAAAGGAGGGUCAACGGAAAGAUAACGAUGCAUUAGUCAAAACCGAUAGUUGUGAUCCUCUGGAAGACGCAACUCCAAACUGGAGUUGUUACAGACUGAUUAUUGAUCCGGUUUUGAACGGCGGAAGUCAGAAACUGUACCGCUAUGAUGGACAGCACUUCAGUGCGCCGCAUCCUGAAUGUUUCCCUGUGGAUGUUAUACAAGAUCCCAGAAUUGCACGUUUUUGGACAAAAUUCAAAGAAGCAGAUCUCCCAGUCCCCAAACUUAAGGUUGAUGAGAAUUAUGUUGGAGCACCGAAGGAGCUGACAUUUGCAUGGCUUAAUGACAACAUUAGAGAUGGAUUCCUAUCUGAAAUGUGUAAAAACUUUGGAGAGGUUCAAGAUUUGAAAGUUUUAUACAAUCCAAAGAAUAAGAAGCAUUUAGGAAUAGCAAAAGUUGUUUUUGAAUCUGUAAAGGCAGCAAAUAAUGCAGUAAAAAACCUCCACAACACUUCUGUGAUGGGAAACAACAUCCAUGUAGAGUUUGACCCCAAAGGUGUGAAGAGGAACCGAUACUUCCAGAUGCUUGUUAGUGGUUUAUAUACACCUUUUACUCUCCCUGUUGGAGAAGAGGCCUGGGGACCCCAGUCACCUUCCUCAUUCACUGACUCUUUGACUGAGUGUGAAACACUGAAGAAGCUGGCAUACACAUUAUCAUCAUCAUCCUCAAUAUGUAAUGGCUCCCCUUCGUUGGAUUGUUCUACUCCUUUAUCCAUGGAUACCGCCUACUCCAGCAUGCAUCAGGACACACCAAGUAGCUUCUGGCAGACCCCUCAAUACCAAGAUACCCCCUGCACCCCUUCUCUGACCCACAGUAGACCAGGCACACCAUCUCAGUGUGAGAAGACCCCAAAUGAAUCAACACUGAUAAACAGUGCCUCCAGUGUCCCUUUUAUUCAGUCCAUCCCAAACAUCUCACAGCUUCAGCCUGAUCAUGUGACUCAACCAGCCUCAAGUAAACCUAGCAUUAUUCAAGGUGCUGUGCAAAACUUUUGGAAGCUAGGUGGAGCUCCUUGUCAAAAUGACAGCUUUUCAAAUAGGCAAAGAACUCCAGGAUGCAAUCCUCACUUUAGCAACCAAAUUCGUAGAGGACACCAGGUCAGACCUCUUGAGGUCAAGUACCAAAACUCAUAUAACCGUAGGCCACAGCACCACUAUAUACAUAGACCUGUAUAUAGGGGAGCUCACUACCGCUCUGGAUCUACAGCCAAUCAACUGCCUUUUAGAAAAUUUCAGGAUGCUCCAACCACACCAUCACAGCUCACAGGCCAAAACUUUACUGGCUCAAUCAAAGGCCUCAGUGUUAAACACAGAUCUGUUGGAGAAGAUCCUCCAUCACUUCCAAAUUUAGAUAUACUGCCUCAAAAGGCAAUUGGAGUGGAUGUUUGUCACAUUCUUCUUGAUAUACAUAUAAAUGCAAAUAAGUCAGAAAAUAAUUUCAGUGGUACUCAAGUACCUUUUAAGACAAUCCAUGAGGUUAACCAAAAUCACUCAUAUACUCCAAACUCUUCCUCUGAAACCACAGAAGAUUAUUCAGAGCCUACAGAGCAUUGUCCUUCUCCUGAAUCUGAAUCUCCUGGUCUGGAAUCAAAGCCUGACAGCCUGGACUUUCGCAUCCAGAUGCUUCUUAGUGGUGGAAGUCCAGUUCUGCCUCUUCUGAACCAAGAAAGUUCAGACUCAGAGACUUCAGCUACUGAAGAGCAUGGUCCAUACUAUCAUCCUCAACCUUCUCCCAAAGCUCCCAGCCCCUCUCCUUCUCGUUCCACAGAUGUUGUCCUAAACUGUGACCAAACAUCAUCUAUUGCGAGUAAUAAUGGCUCUCAUCCAAGAGAAACUUUAUCUGGUAUUGAGGAUGUGAGCCUCACUUCUCUCUGUGAUGUGGGAAAAGAAGACCAUGAACUUCAAUCAGCUAAGAAGACCAAGGUCAACCCAAAUGAAGUUGAAGAUACUUCAGAUCAGCCGUGUAGUAUACCAGUGAUCUGCAGUAACAGGAGCUCUUUACCUCCGACCAUUCCUCAAAUGCCCCCACCUCCAAUCCCUAUAUCACCACCUGCUCACUACCCCUGCCUUCCAUCUCCUAAUUUACCCUCAAAACUGGGUCCUCCUCCACCAAUGGCUCCAUUGUUACUUGGAUACACUCUGCCUAGUUCUUCUUGUUCAUUGUACCCUCCUCCAAAGAUCCAGCAAGUCUGUAGGCCACCCAACUGGCAGGGUAGCCAAGUACCUCUUCCCAUUCCUACUAGAAUAACACAAGGGCAAACCUCAUUCUCACCUCCCUUCCUCCCUCCAACCUUCAAUUUCAUGACUCAUCGCCCACCAUACCCUUCCGCUGGGUGUUCAUCUACAAUGUUGAGGUACAGACCACCUUGGCCUCCACCCCCCAUGCCCAGGUUUGACCCCUCAGUACCUCCACCGGGGUAUGUCCCUAUGAAUGAAUCACCCCAUAAGGCAACAGUGGAUGGAGUUGUAGCUGUUGUUGCUUCAGAGCUAUGGGCUAUCGUAAAGAAAGACAUACAUCGCAGGAUGAUUGAGAUUGUUGCCUUCAAAGUGUUUGAUCAGUGGUGGGAUGAUAAAGAACAGGUGGCUAAGGUAUCCACACCAACUGUUAAAUCGGGAGGAAAUAAAGAUACAAUGCUCAGAGCGAUGGAGCAGAGCCUAAGAAUGGGGAAUGCAGGGGUUGAAGGCUCUGUAUUGGGCACAGGAAAAUUAAGUCUGCAUGGUGGCAUCAAACUACCAUCUUUUAAGAGGAAGGAUCCAUUAACUGAGGCCUCCAGUGAUGUCAAAAGGAUCUGCCCUUCUCCUGGUCUUGAGCACUCGGAGGAUGAAGAAUCAGUGCAGCAAACUGCCCUAAAUAAUGUUGAAGAGGACACAACCAAAAAUCCCAGUGAGGACACUAUGGUGAAACGCAGGCAUUCCAGACCUCUGGCAUUAGAUAGUGAGGAAGAAGAAGAUGAAGAGGUUCCUGACAAAGCAGAGAAUCCAAAAUCUCAUGAGGGUGAUGAGAUGAAAGUUGAUGAAGUACGUAAAGAUGAGAAGAGUGAUCCUAGUGGUAUCACAGAGGAUGAAGAUCGCUCAGAUACAGAUACUAUCAGUCACACAAGUUCAAACUCAUCUGCUUCUAAAAGCCAAGGAUACGACUCCUUAGACUCUCCCAGAACUGUCUCUGACUCCUCAGAUUCUUCUCCAUCUGGUAUUGACUCCUCAGUUUCCUCUGUAUCUGUCUUUGACUCCUCAGAUGACAGAAGCGAUGAUUCCUCAGACUCUCUGUCUUCUGGAGAGGACGAUCAGUUGGAUUAUGAAAAUUAUUUUCCUGAAACUCCACAUGAGGACAGAAAAAUAGAAGAGAUUAUAUGGAUUUCUUCAGAUGAGAAUGAAAAUGAAAAUCAGGAGAUCACUCACCCUCUUGUUUACUCGUCUUUUACACAAUGGGAAGAUCUUGACCCCCCUGUGACCCCGUCUGCUCCAGAUUUAAUAGAAAGUGAUGUGGACCAUGAAUUGUUCGAUUUGGAUCCAGCUAGCACAGAAGACCCAGAGGAGGAACUGAGCGUAAGAGUUUAUAUGCAAGGUCUGAAACUACCUGAGCCUCUCAGAUACACCUUACAGGACCCAGUUAAACACAGUUUAACAAAGAAACUAAAGCUCCCAGACCCGGUGAUAUUCUUCUCAGACCAGGAGUCAGAGCUGCCAAGCCCACCGUCUCCCACAUACAGAGGAUUGUCAGAUGAUUUGGAGACACAAUACACUUCAGAUUCAGAGAACCAGAGAGUCCUUACAGAAACACUGGAGGAUUCUGAGAACCUCAGACCCAAUACACCCACUGGAUCCUUGUCUGACAUUGACCCUGAAAUGGAGCUGGGACGCCGAUUUUCACCUCCUACUAUUGAGGAGGUGGAGCUGCCUCACACACCUGGGGGAUGUCUGGAAAUGGAGGAGACUGAGGAUCAUAUUUUACCUCCAGGACCACCAACACCACUACCACCUCCUCCCUCUCCCACAGGCAUCCAGGAACUUUCCUCCUCACCCAUUUAUCACUGUCCUCCUCUCCCUUCCUCAUACCCCACGUAUGAGGAAAUACCAAAAACACCAGGCCGGGUCAAUGGACCAUGCCACGUUUAUCACUCUGAGGGAAUAACACCAGCGGGAUUACUGCAAGAGACCUCACUGAGAAUGGGAAGCCCCUGUAACCCCGUCCUGUCUCCAUGUGCUGACAGCGGGAUCCCGAGGACUCCAGGGAGAGACAUGUCUCCAUCUCCACCUGUCCGAACCCAUAGAGAGCUGUGGGCUAGUGCACUCCAUCAUCACAACUCAGAGGUGCAAACUAACUAUUUCAGUAUAAAUAGUAGUCAUGCACCUCACGACCGUCAUAUCUCCUCACGUCGAAGAGCUUGUUUAGACACGGCACGCUUGAAAAGGCGGCGAGAGCGGCUUAAAAUGAGAAGACGAAUGAUUGAAUUACAACGGACAAGACAGUACACAAAUAUAAAUACUCAUUCGCCCUUACAAGUGAACAAUGUGACAACAAAAUCUUCUUCAAAUCGGGUUUUGAGGCCUUUGGAUUGUGUCUCGGAUAUUAGGACUGAACAAAAACCACCAGAAGCCCAUCGAGAGAAGUGUUCGGUAGAAGACAAACGCCAACCGAAUGAGAAUCAAAGGCUUCAGGAGUCUUCUUAUGUGUGGAGAAGGUGGAGAGAACCAUCAUCGACACGUCGCCUCAUCUUCUCUCCACGUUCUGAGAGAAGAGAGAAGUUGGUCCUCCAUGCUGUGUGGACUAAAGGGGUGAAUGAGGAGGAGAUCAAUCACCUGAAGGCCACCUAUGAGAGGCUUGUGGUGGAGGAUAAAGAAUGUGAUUGGUUGAACAGCACACGCUGGGUCCCACAUCCUCCAACCAGCACUCCUGACGACAGGUCUAGAAGAUGGCGGGAUGGAAUCAGGAAUCAUGUGACAGGCUGUGCACGCAGUGAGGGUUAUUACUUCAUCAGCAAGACGGAAAAGCUGCGAUAUCUCAGGGAUGAACUUUCUGCUUCAGAAGAGUUUAUUUCAAAUAAUCAGGGGAAAAGUGUGCCAGCUCAGAUUCCAUCUUCAUCCAGAUCAGGAUCAGAACUCCGAGCAGAACAGCGUCGCCUGUUGUCCUCCUUCAGCUGUGACAGCGACCUCCUCAAAUUCAACCAACUCAAGUUCCGUAAGAAGAAGCUGCGUUUUGGCAGGAGUCGUAUUCAUGACUGGGGGCUGUUUGCAGAGGAACCCAUUGCUGCAGAUGAAAUGAUAAUUGAAUAUGUAGGCCAGAGCAUUCGACAGGUGAUCGCAGACAUGCGUGAAAGGCGCUAUGAAAAGGAAGGUAUUGGAAGCAGUUAUCUGUUCCGGGUCGAUCAGGACACUAUCAUUGAUGCAACCAAGUGCGGUAACCUGGCAAGAUUCAUCAAUCACAGUUGCAAUCCAAACUGCUAUGCCAAAAUCGUCACUGUCGAAGCUCAAAAGAAGAUAGUCAUCUACUCUCGGCAACCUGUUAAUGUAAAUGAAGAGAUCACUUACGAUUACAAAUUCCCUAUUGAGGAUGAGAAGAUCCCCUGCCUGUGUGCUGCGGAGAACUGUAGAGGAACCCUCAAUUAGACAAGUUCUCAUCUUGUACACUCAAAGUAUUAGCAGUAAACAUGUUUCAGUUAACAUGAACCUGAAGGGUUUUAAAUAUAUUCACAAGGACGUAACAUAUUCCUGACUGUCACAGACAUUUGUCAUUUUUCACAGGGGCAAAUGACAAUCUAACAUGAAGGUAAAUGAGUAAUCAUUUCCAGAAGCUCAGAUUUUAUAUUCUGCGUGUUUAAAUUCUGAAAAUGU